ACUCGGGCCGCCGCGCUGCCGGCUUAACCCUUUGGGCACCCAGCUGUCACGGCCGGGCCGGGCCGGGCCGCGCGGGGCGGGGCAUUGCCGUGGGCACCGGCCGGCAGGCGGCGGCGGCCUGACCCGGGAUCCGCGGCGCGGGGCCCGCGUGGAGGCCGAGCAGCCCGGACCGGCAGAUCCACCGGCCGCGGCGCGCCUGGGGGCCGGGAUGCGGCCGCGGCUAGGGCUGCGGGGCAGCUCCGGGGCCAGGGCUUGCGGGAGGCUGCGGGGUAGCGGCUGAAGUACCGGCACUCGCGCUGUUUCUCGCGGCGCCGAAGCCCUCCCGCGCAGGGGCCCGCGCCUCAGCAGCCGGUGGCCUUGCAAGCGGCCUGCGUCUCCUCCGCGCAUCCCGCAGAGCGCGAGGAGACCGGGGGGUCGGGCCUGACCUCGGCGCCCCCUCCCCAGCCGCGGCCUGACAGCCCAGACGCCGGUGCUUUCGACUAGGAGUCAAGCUGGGGCCCCAGUGGGACGAAGGCAAAAGAGUGGUGCUUGGGGGCCACCAGCCAAGGGACCUGGGGAUUGCCGGUGCAGGGAAGAGCGGACAAGCCCCUAAAGGAAGGGCAGGCCCCAAGAUUUGCCAGGUUUCAGAAGGAGGGAUGCCCAAGAAAGGCACUGGCCGCUUAUUUUCUGUGCUGGGUGUUGACCUGACACUCAUGGGAAAAGGUCACUGCUGGACACCUGGAUCGGGUCUGUCAUGUCCAGAGGAAGCGGCUGUUUUGCCACCUGCCUGCUCAUCUGCGCCCUGAGCACCCUGACUGUGCUAUCCCGCAGGCCAUGGAGAACGAGCUGCCAGCCCCCCACACGUCCAGCAGCGCAAGUGUCGCCAACAGUGCUGGCGGCGUCAGUAGCAGCAGUGGCGGCAGUGGCCGCCCCACGGGGCCCCAGGUUUCCGUGUACAGUGGCAUUCCUGACCGGCAGACAGUGCAGGUGAUCCAGCAGGCCCUGCACCGGCAGCCCAGCACGGCGGCCCAGUACCUGCAGCAGAUGUACGCGGCCCAGCAGCAGCACCUCAUGCUGCAGACGGCGGCCCUGCAGCAGCAGCAUCUCAGCAGCGCCCAGCUCCAGAGCCUCGCGGCCGUGCAGCAGGCAAGCCUGGUGGCCAACAGACAAGGGAGCACUUCGGGCAGCAGUGUGUCUGCACAGGCCCCCGCCCAGUCGUCCUCGAUCAACCUGGCAGCCUCCCCAGCAGCGGCCCAGCUCAUCAACCGGGCUCAGAGUGUCAACUCGGCAGCAGCCUCGGGCAUCGCCCAGCAGGCUGUGCUCUUGGGCAACACAUCUUCUCCGGCCCUGACUGCAAGCCAAGCACAGAUGUAUCUGCGGGCACAGAUGCUCAUCUUCACGCCCACGGCCACCGUCGCUACUGUGCAGCCUGAGCUCGGCACUGGCUCCCCCGCCCGGCCCCCCACCCCCGCCCAGGUACAGAACUUGACCCUCCGAACACAGCAGACACCAGCUGCAGCAGCCUCGGGUCCUACCCACACUCAGCCUGUCCUGCCCAGCUUGGCCCUGAAGCCCACCACAGCAGGUGGUAGCCAGCCUCUGGCUACCCCAUCACAGGGCAGAAACACUGCUCAGGGUUCCCCUGCAGGUGCCAAGCCUGGCAUAAGUGACAGUGUGAUGGAGCCACUCAAGAAAGGAGAUAGCAACGGCAGUGUGCCAGGGAGCUUGGAGGGCCGGGCUGGGCUCAGCCGGAUGGUGCCCGCUGUGGCCACCCACCCCCUCAUUGCACCAGCCUAUGCUCAGCUGCAGCCACACCAGCUCCUCUCCCAGCCGUCCUCAAAGCACCUGCAACCCCAGUUUGUGAUCCAGCAGCAGCAGCAGCAACCAGCACAGCAGCAGCCGCAGCCCCAGCCAUCACGGCUGGUGGUCCAAGACCCGUCCCACCCCCAGCUGGCCUCGGUCCCUCCGAGCCUGGCCCUGCAACCCAGCCCCGAAGCCCAUGCCAUGCCGCUAGGCCCAGUCUCAUCCGCCUUGCCUCUCCAGUGCCCCGCUGCCAAUCUGCACAAGCCUGGCAGCGCUCAGCCGUGUCACCCUCCCACGCCAGAUGCUGGGCCUCACAAUGGAUACCCCGAGGGCCUGUCCCACACGCCUCAGCGCAGGUUCCAGCACGCCUCGGCUGUCAUCUUACAACUACAGCCUGCUUCACCAGUGCCCCAGCAGUGCACCCCCGAUGACUGGAAGGAAGUGGUACCUGGGGAGAAGAGUGGGCCCGAGACCCGGUCUGGCCCAUCACCGCAUCAGCAAGCCAUCGUCACCGCCAUGCCAGGUGGCCUGCCUGUACCCAAGAGCCCGAACAUCCAGCAGUCCCCAGCUCACGAAAUAUUGACUAGGACCCGACUGAAGACACAUGCCCUGUCCGCAGAGACAGGGCAGGGCAUUGUUCAUGCACUGACCGACCUCAGCAGUCCCGGCAUGACCUCAGGGAACGGAAACUCUGCCUCCAGCAUCACCGGCACUGCCCCCCAGAAUGGUGAGAAUAAACCACCACAGGCCAUUGUGAAACCCCAAAUCCUGACGCAUGUUAUCGAAGGGUUUGUGAUCCAGGAGGGGGCGGAGCCUUUCCCGGUGGGACGCUCGUCCCUGCUGGUGGGGAAUCUCAAGAAGAAGUAUGCACAGGGGUUCUUGCCUGAGAAACUUCCGCAGCAGGACCAUACCACCACCACUGACUCGGAGAUGGAGGAGCCCUAUCUGCAAGAAUCCAAAGAGGAGGGUACUCCCCUCAAACUCAAGUGUGAGCUCUGUGGCCGGGUGGACUUUGCCUACAAGUUCAAGCGUUCCAAGCGCUUCUGUUCCAUGGCUUGUGCAAAAAGGUACAAUGUGGGAUGCACCAAACGAGUGGGCCUUUUCCACUCGGACCGGAGCAAGCUGCAGAAGGCGGGAGCCACGACCCACAACCGCCGUCGGGCCAGCAAAGCCAGUCUGCCAUCACUUACCAAGGAUACCAAGAAGCAGCCAACAGGCACUGUACCCCUUUCAGUUACUGCUGCAUUGCAGCUAACACACAGCCAGGAAGACUCCAGCCGUUGCUCAGAUAACUCAAGCUACGAGGAACCCUUGUCACCUAUCUCAGCCAGCUCGUCCACCUCCCGCCGGCGACAAGGCCAGCGGGACCUGGAGCUCCCUGACAUGCACAUGCGGGACCUGGUGGGCAUGGGACACCACUUCCUGCCAAGUGAGCCCACCAAAUGGAACGUGGAAGAUGUCUACGAAUUUAUCCGCUCUCUGCCAGGCUGCCAGGAGAUAGCAGAGGAAUUCCGUGCCCAGGAAAUCGACGGGCAAGCCCUGCUGCUGCUCAAGGAGGACCACCUGAUGAGUGCCAUGAACAUCAAGCUGGGGCCCGCCCUCAAGAUCUACGCGCGCAUCAGCAUGCUCAAGGACUCCUAGGGCUGGCCAGGCGCGGGGUUCCAGCCCCGGGCUCCCCUCCCGACUGAGCAGAGCCAGCGGACACUCCUGGGGGCCCAGAAAUGGGGCCAGUCAAGGGAGGGGGCCCUCCCCGUGCGGCGCGGCUGGGGAGGAGGUCUCGCACCUCCUCGGUGGCUCUCAGGGGCCUUUCUUUCUGUGGGAGGGGCAGAGAGGUAGGUGGCGCAGAAGAUGGGGCUUUAUGCUUGUAAAUAUUGAUAGCACUGGCUUCCUCCAAAGUCCCACUACUCGGCCCCGCUCUCUUCCCCUCUCUCUGUCCCCCAUUUUCCAGGGGGUAUACAGUCAGGGCUCCCAACCUGAGUUGGGUCACUUCCCAGGGCAGCCGUCAGGCCUGCAUAGAGGCCUCGGAAGCCCUUGCCUGCCUUCCUCCACUUCUUUCUCCGGGCCCAGCUGACUUCUGUUGCCAGCUUCUCCCACUUCAGCCUGUUUCUGAAGCGGCCAGAAGGAUUCUCUCCCUUCACCCUCUGCAGGUGCAGGGAGAGAAGCUGGGCCCAGUUUGGCCACGCCUGCUGGCACAGACGCCUUAACGCUGUGUGUGUGACUGUGUGACUGUGUGGGAGCCUGGACUGACAGACAGGCCGAGAGCCACCCUCUGGCAUCUCCAGGUGUUUUGUAGCAAACAGCCACUUAGUGCUUUGUCCUGGACUCCACUCAGCCUCAGGAUGGGGAAUAGGAAAGAAGGGCUGCCUCAGUGCAGAGGCAAGAUCAGAACAUGAUGAAGAUUAGUAGGAGGUUUUCCUUUCCAGAUGGCCGAGGUGUCCCCGCAGCCCCUUCCUGCACUGUGACGUCCCCCUGACUGCCCUGCUGUGUCACAGAUGGCAUUAAGGAAGCUGCUGGUGGGCUGGGCCAGGCUGCGCCUCCGGGUCCACCUGCCUGUCCGCCCUGGGAGCCCAGUGGUGGGGCCCAGAGAACGUCCAAGGGCAGAAGAGCUGGAAUGACUGCUGAGGUGAGGGAGGCAGCCUGCGGCCUCCACUCCCACACGUCUUUGCCUCUGGAACUUGCUGGCAGCAGUUUGAGCUGCCUGUGGAGGAGGCAGGGCAGGAAGGGCGAGGGCCUGCCUCCGACUUGCCCUGUCCUCUGCAGGCUCCUGGGGAGAGUGGCAAGCUCCUGGGGAGGGUGGGUGCCCUUCUCAGCUUGUUCUGGUCCCCACUCACACCCCCAGGCAGGGUUGGAAAUGAAGGACUUUUUUAACCUUUUGUUUUUGUUUUUUAAAAAUAAAUCCGUAAAAUCUG
Messenger RNA from Hippopotamus amphibius kiboko, 4691 nucleotides. It is a transcript of the gene PHC2, whose product is annotated as polyhomeotic homolog 2. The coding region runs from base 814 to 3423 and encodes 869 amino acids. The record is from RefSeq and is a predicted model, not a curated record. Lineage: Eukaryota; Metazoa; Chordata; Mammalia; Artiodactyla; Hippopotamidae. Gene Ontology annotation, cellular component: PRC1 complex; nucleus. Gene Ontology annotation, molecular function: zinc ion binding; protein binding. The transcript has 16 exons.